CGGAAAAGAACUGAAGAACAACGGCAAUGGACGUCGUAGUAGAGAUUCUCUCCGGUGCGCACUUCUCCGGUUGGCAUCCUUCAACGACGUCGUCUUUUUCUCCAACUCCCUCCCAUCACCCCUUCGUAAUUGGGGUCGCUGGAGGUACGGCAUCGGGGAAGACCACAGUGUGUGACAUGAUCGUUCAACAAUUGCAAGAUCACAGAGUUGUGCUCGUUAAUCAGGAUUCAUUCUACCGUGGUUUGACAAACGAGGAGUUGAAACAUGUUCAUGAGUAUAAUUUUGAUCAUCCUGAUGCAUUUGAUACAGAGCAACUUUUUGAAACCCUCAGCAAGCUCAAAUCUGGACAGUCAGUUCAGGUUCCUAUAUAUGAUUUUAAACUCCAUCAGAGAUCCCCUGACAGAUCCCGACAGGUCAAUGCAUCUGAAGUAAUCAUUUUAGAGGGUAUAUUGGUUUUUCAUGAACAACGUGUCCGCAACAUGAUGGAUGUGAAGAUCUUUGUUGAUGCAGAUCCGGAUGUAAGGCUUGCUCGCAGAAUUAGACGUGAUACUGUUGAGAGGGGUAGAGACGUACACUCUGUACUGGAACAGUAUUCAAAAUUUGUUAAACCUGCCUUCGACGAUUUUAUUCUUCCAUCCAAAAAAUAUGCCGACAUCAUAAUACCACGUGGGGGAGAGAAUCACGUAGCUAUUGAUUUGAUUGUUCAACAUAUCCGCACUAAGCUUGGCCAACAUAACCUCUGCAAGAUAUAUCCAAAUUUGAAUGUUAUACAGUCUACCUUCCAGACUAGAGGCAUGCACACUCUUAUUCGUGACAGGGAAAUAUCAAAGCAUGACUUUGUUUUUUAUUCAGAUCGGCUACUUCGUUUGGUAGUGGAACAUGGUCUUGGUUACUUGCCAUUUACAGAGAAACAAGUUAUCACACCCACAGGAUCAAUUUAUGGUGGAGUUGAUUUUUGUAAGAAAUUGUGCGGAGUAUCUGUUAUUCGAAGUGGCGAAAGCAUGGAAAAUGCUUUGCGUGCAUGCUGUAAAGGGAUAAAAAUUGGAAAAAUUCUCAUCCAUCAUGAAGGUGAUGAAACCCAGCUUAUUUAUGAGAAGCUUCCAAAAGAUAUUGCAGAUAGACAUGUUCUUCUCAUGGAUCCAGUACUUGGUACAGGUAACUCUGCUAGCCAAGCAAUUGACCUUCUGAUAAAGAAGGGAGUUCCAGAUUCUCGGAUAAUAUUCCUCAACCUCAUAUCUGUAAGUUAUGCUCCUGAGGGAAUACACUGUGUAUGUAAACGUUUUCCGCACCUGAAAAUUGUCACUUCGGAGAUUGAAGAGGGACUAAAUGACCAGUUCCGUGUCAUACCAGGGUUAGGAGAAUUUGGUGACCGCUAUUUUGGUACAGACGACUCUUAGUAUGAAAGCAGAACAUGAGUUUCACGAGGGAAAAAUAUAGAUUAAAAGAUGUUAGAAAUUGUUACUAGGUGUAAUAUUGAUCUCACUGGUACACAUGCCUAAAAUCAUGAGUAACUACACCCCAAGGAAUGAGAAGUUUGGCUUAAUUAUCCAAUCCAAGCUUGAUCAGAAUCGGAUAUUACUUUAUAUUAUUUUACUAUCAUCCACAUUAGGUGGAAAAUAGAGAGACGAGGUGCAGAAUGGCUACACAAGAUUCAUCUCAACGUUCGUUAUUAUAAAGAAUCAUUUUAACCCAA
Gastrolobium bilobum is the source of this 1693-nucleotide messenger RNA. RefSeq names its product uridine/cytidine kinase UKL1, chloroplastic-like. Gene Ontology annotation, cellular component: chloroplast; cytoplasm. The transcript is spliced from 14 exons. The coding region runs from base 27 to 1397 and encodes 456 amino acids. Gene Ontology annotation, molecular function: kinase activity; ATP binding; excinuclease ABC activity. NCBI's taxonomy places the organism in Eukaryota, Viridiplantae, Streptophyta, Magnoliopsida, Fabales, Fabaceae. The record is from RefSeq and is a predicted model, not a curated record.